Drosophila ananassae is the source of this 1636-nucleotide messenger RNA. Its product is annotated as neurogenic protein mastermind. The record is from RefSeq and is a predicted model, not a curated record. The coding region runs from base 131 to 1441 and encodes 436 amino acids. Lineage: Eukaryota; Metazoa; Arthropoda; Insecta; Diptera; Drosophilidae. The transcript has 4 exons.
GGAACUAGUUCCGUGUUUACGAACAAGAAUGGGCAACGAGCAAAACAAUUACGGAAGAUAACCACAAAACGAAGGUGGAAAUUUAUGAAAAACUGUGAAAAUCGCGUGUGAAAACGGUGGCGCAUUGAAAAUGGUGCUGCGAUCGGGAAUUAUAAUUCCGUUUCAGUUCCGCGACACGAAGAAGCUUCUGAUGAUCGGAGUGCCCGAGGAAAAUCGCAACCUCAACAUAUGGGACCUAAAGAAUGUUGUGCGCGCCGCCUUCGGGAUCUACAACUUUGAGUUCCGGAACAAAAAGAUUGGGUUUAACAUCCCGGAUGAACUGCUGCUCCACUAUCUGGCCCAAAGGCACGACCUCACCAAUUUCGUUAUAGAAAUCAGUCAAGUGUACGAUGCGGCCUUGGAUAACUUUAUGCAGAAUCGGCAGUGCCGCUGUGCGGAUCAGAAAUUACUCGGCGAGUCGCCGACUCCCGAAGAGCCCACCAAUCUGUGUCAGGCAAACAAUGUGCUGGAGGUCGCGCCUACGCCCAUUAUGGCUUUGCCACCAUGUGAAGAGGAGGAGCAUGAACCCGACCACGACCACGAGCACGAAGAGAACAUUAAGUAUCGGAUUGACAAGGACAGCAGCGGGACUGCUUCGGCGGACUUGGGCAUGCCCGCCUACGAAGCCUGUUCCCCGAAGAUGGACUACGACACGCAGGACGAGCUGCCCGACUCGCCGCACUCGCAGCCUUUGCCGCCACCGCCUUUGCCUUUGUCAGCGGCAUUGCCGCUGCCGCUGCCUCCGCCGCCCACCUCGCACCACCAGCACAUAGCCCAGCACCAGCAACAGCACGAGGAGGAGCAGCAUCAACUGCUGCAGGAGCGCAUCCAACACGAGUAUAUGAUCCAGCAGCAGCAACAGCAUCAGCACUUGCAGCAGCAGCAACAGCAUUUGGCCCUCCUGCAGCAACAGCAGCAGGAACAGCAACAGCACCAGCAGCAGCAACAGCAGGGAGUCAACAUGGCCAUGGGCUCGACUACCACCAAUAACAUUCGGCAACGCAAGGAACGCAUGUCUAAGCGGCAGAAGGAACUUUACGUUCAUUUUCUACAACAGCACCAGUUUAUCAACGACCACCGCCGCAACGACCCCGUGCUGGAUCCGUAUUGGUUGAAGCUGGCCAACCUUCUAAACGCCGUGCCGCAGGGCGCAGUGAAACACGUGACGGAGUGGAAGCAGACCUUCGACAACUGGCGUUACCGCAUCUUCCUGUACGCGCGCUACAACUCGAAGCUGCAGGACGAGGAGGCGCAGAAUCCACGCAAUUUCAAGCCGCUGACACGCACUGACAAGCAGGCCUACAUCAUGUGGAUCCGCAAUCCCGACACGGCGCCUCCCGAUCUGGACAAAAUGCGCAAUGUCUUCUGCAACAUGGAGGAGACGGCGGUGCACCAGGAAUAGACGCUUGUGGAAUUGCCAUUGUCGUAGCUGUAGAAUUGAGAAACUUGUUUGAUUUGUUAACUGUGCGUAUGUGUGUCACUGUUUUUCCUGUUUUGGGGAAUGUAUUUUCGUUUUCGUUUUCCUUUUAGUUUUUGUCAUUGUUAUACUUAUAUGAAUAUAUAAAGUGUGGAUUUUUUUCAAUGAGUGCUAAGUUUA